UAGAAGAAGAACACGCCUCCCAGUGUGCACAGCGCAAUUGACCAAGGAGUUGUGGUUGACAAUAAUGCUGUGUCAUGGCGUUUCCUCAGCCUAAACCUCAGGCUCCUCAGCUUCCUCAGCAUCUCCUCAGGACCAUUAACUGUCAGCAGGGAGCUGUCAGGGCUGUUCGCUUCAAUGCUGAUGGGAACUACCUGCUGUCCUGUGGCAGUGACAAGUCUCUGAAGCUGUGGGGUGUGAGCAGAGGGACCCUGUUAAAGACAUACAGCGGCCAUGGAUAUGAGGUUCUAGAUGCUGAUGGUUCCUAUGACAACAGCCAGCUUUGCUCCUGCAGCUCAGACAAGAGUGUGAUCCUGUGGGAUGUUGCCUCUGGCCAGGUCAUUCGCAAACUCAGAGGUCACGCUGGGAAAGUCAACUGUGUGCAGUUCAAUGAGGAGGCCACUGUUAUUUUGUCUGGAUCCAUCGACGGGACAGUGAGGUGCUGGGAUACCAGGUCCAGGAGGUUUGAGCCCAUUCAGGUUCUGGACGAGGCGAAGGACGGUAUCAGCAGUGUGAAGGUCGUACAACAUGAGCUGCUUACUGGAUCAGUGGACGGCAGAGUGAGGCGCUACGACCUCAGGAUGGGACAGCUGCAUGUGGACUUCAUCAACAGUCCCAUCACGUGUGUGUGCUUCAGUCAGGACGGUCAGUGCACACUGAGCUCCAGUCUGGACUCCGUGGUCAGACUGCUGGAUAAGAGCACAGGGGAAAUGCUGGGAGAGUAUACAGGACAUAAGAUGAAGAGCUACAAACUGGACUGCUGUCUGUCCAGUAAGGACACACAUGUCCUCAGCUGCUCUGAGGACGGACAUGUCUACUGCUGGGACCUGGUGGAGGGGUCUUUGUCCUUGAAGCUGCCCGUGGGUAAAGCCGUGGUUCAGUCACUGUCCUUCCACCCCACAGAGACCUGCCUCCUCACGUCCAUGGAAGGCUGUGUCCAGGUGUGGGCAGCGGAGCCAGAGGAGACGCAGGAUGAGGUCACCAUGGCAACAUAAUAAGCCCUGUUCAACGUACACUGUGAGUGAUCCAUUCACAGGCUGAUCACUCACACCACAUUCAAGGACCACAUGGACACACUUCUUCAUCUAGACACAAAUAGAUUUUUAAUGUGUUAACAGCUAAGUUAAAAGAGGUAAGAUUGUAUCAGAACUGUCCCUGGGGAAAAAAGUGCCAUGAAGAAAUCUCACAAACAUUGUCUUUUUUCUUUUUCAAUGUGUGUGAAACAAUCCUUUAAAUACUGUAUAUUUUCUUGAAUGAAAAUAAGCAUCAUUAAACCUUUCCAUGUUGUAUAAUGA
Messenger RNA from Solea senegalensis (Senegalese sole), 1331 nucleotides. It is a transcript of the gene wdr83, whose product is annotated as WD repeat domain containing 83. Gene Ontology annotation, biological process: mRNA splicing, via spliceosome. The record is from RefSeq and is a predicted model, not a curated record. Gene Ontology annotation, molecular function: protein binding. The coding region runs from base 75 to 1031 and encodes 318 amino acids. Gene Ontology annotation, cellular component: catalytic step 2 spliceosome. The transcript is spliced from 10 exons. NCBI's taxonomy places the organism in Eukaryota, Metazoa, Chordata, Actinopteri, Pleuronectiformes, Soleidae.